AUGAUUUUGCGAGCAAUUGGCUACCAAAAAGACAGCGAAAUUGUUGCUUUUCGCCAAAACUGCUGGAAUUUGAAAUGCAGAAACCCGGGAAUCGAUGUCGACUAUUUGAUUGCAGCGCUGAAAUUGACGGGACUUGAAGCUGAGGUGAUUCCAAUCGAUUACCCAGCCCCAAAAGCCGUUGAAAUGAUUGCUAAUGGAAGCGCCGAUCUCACCGUUCACGCAAUCAUUCAAAAUGUCGAGCGGCUCGAAAAGGUCGACUUCACUGUACCAAUCAAUUACCUCGUUUACGGCUACAUGAUAAUGGAAAUCGACGAGUUUCAAAUCAAAGAUUUCAUUCUCAGCUCACUCCAUCCCGAGAUGCUUCUUCUAUUACUGAUGGGACUCCUGAUAAAAAGACAUACUCUUGCCAAUUCAUUCUUUAUGAUUUCAUGGUUUUGGUUUUGCUUUUUCUUCACACUUCAUUUCGAGAGUGCUAUGACAAGUGCUUUUACUCUAUCGUCAAGGAGAGGCUACGACUUCAUAAAUCUCGACGGCUUAUUGGAUGCAGUUGAGAAAAAAGGAUGGCAUAUUCUUGUUCACGAGGAAAUCGGUUGGAAUCCAAUGGCUUUUUGCAAACAUUUUUACAAUCAAUGCAACCGUUUAGAGAACGCUUUGAAGAAAGCCGUUCACGUUCCACGAAGCUGGAAUCCGGAUAACCAUCUGACCUCAAAAUCCGUCCUCUUUGUUGGCCUCCACGAACAUCUCGUUCCCACCGAUGUCAUCAUUUUGAAUCGAGAGAAAAGACUACUUUUCAUCAAAGAUUCCUCUCUCCAGCCGAGCCAUCUCUCAUUUGCACUCAACAAAAAUUUAUCAAAGGACAUUCUGGAGAAAUUGAACCGAGGACUCGAAACGAUUCAAGGGUCUUAUGCUAACUUUGCAGCCAGAUACGCAAACCCGUUCACGCCCUAUGUUCGUUCUGUUCACUCGUCCGGCGAAUUCUACGCGCUCGGUCUGCUCUAUUUGUGGCCACUCUUUCGUCUCUGUCUCAUUUUCAUCGGUCUCUCCAUUGGAGCGCUCCUCAUCGAAGUGAUUCAGAAGAGAAUCCACUAUAAAAAGUUCAAGUUG
Mesorhabditis belari is the source of this 1104-nucleotide messenger RNA. NCBI's taxonomy places the organism in Eukaryota, Metazoa, Nematoda, Chromadorea, Rhabditida, Rhabditidae. The record is from the annotation of a GenBank genome assembly.